AUGACAGAAGAUCAAUUCAAGUGCCUCAUCUUUGUGAGUGCCCGGCAGUUACCUCGUGAUCCUGAAACCAGAACUCGUCUGCUCUCCAAGAUUGAACAGGACCCGGACCCCACUCUGCAGACAUUGACGGCCGAAUGUCAACGGUUCGAAAAUCUUAAGCAUAAUUCUGCGAUCGUGGAGCAAUCCAGUUCCUCGUUUGCCGUUCAUGCUGUCACUCGCACUAAGUCGAUGUCGCCACAGAAGCCUUAA
This is a messenger RNA of Dibothriocephalus latus, 249 nucleotides long. NCBI's taxonomy places the organism in Eukaryota, Metazoa, Platyhelminthes, Cestoda, Diphyllobothriidea, Diphyllobothriidae. The record is from the annotation of a GenBank genome assembly.